Messenger RNA from Tinamus guttatus (white-throated tinamou), 360 nucleotides. NCBI's taxonomy places the organism in Eukaryota, Metazoa, Chordata, Aves, Tinamiformes, Tinamidae. The record is from RefSeq and is a predicted model, not a curated record.
UGCCUAUGACUGUGUGAUACCACCUAUGGAAAAGGCAGUAGUGAAAACAGAUAUUCAAAUUUCACUUCCUGCCGGAUGCUAUGGGCGAGUAGCACCACGUUCUGGUUUAGCUGCAAAGCACUUCAUUGAUGUUGGAGCUGGUGUUAUUGAUGAGGAUUACAGGGGAAACGUCGGUGUAGUACUCUUCAACUUUGGGAAGGAAUCUUUUGAAGUUAAAAAAGGGGAUAGGAUUGCUCAGCUGAUAUGUGAACGCAUUUUCUAUCCUGAACUAGAAGAAGUUCAAGCUUUGGAUGAUACAGAACGUGGCGCAGGUGGCUUUGGUUCUACUGGACAGAACUGAAGAUGCUUUCAAUAUACUUU